AUGUCAGGAAAAAGACUUCUUUCUCAAGGACAGGCCAGGAUCCACAGGCUUUCAUGAUUCCCCAAACCCUGCUGACUAUUCUGGUCAAGAACUGGACAUCAUGAUGGAUGUUGCCAAUACUGCCGGCCCAGUAAGUGGAGACGAGGCCAUAUUAGCCACUACAGGGUCUGUGGCUGACAGCCUGGAAAAGAUGAAGGCCAUUUAUACCUCCUUCCUGACCAACUCGUAUUGGUCCACACUGAAUCUCAACUUGAGCCAGCCGCCUGCAGAAAAGCCCCCUCGCAGUCACAGCAGCAGCAGUAGCAGCAGCAGCAGCAGCAGCUGUGGAAGUGGAGGCUAUGACUGGCACCAGACAGCUAUGGCCAAAACGCUCCAGCAGGCCUCACAGAACCACCACAACAGACUGGGCAUGGUUCAACAUCCCACAGUAGCUGUAUCCGCCGCAUCUACGGAACCCAGCCUCUUUAGUACCGUCCAGCUGUACCGGCAGAGCUCCAAGCUCUAUGGCUCUAUAUUCACCGGAGCCAGCAAGUUCCGCUGUAAGGACUGUAGUGGGGCAUAUGACACCCUAGUGGGGCUCACCGUGCACAUGAACGAGACAGGCCACUACCGCGAUGAUAACCAUGAGCCGGAUGGUGAGGGUACUAAACGUUGGUCUAAACCAAGAAAGCGGUCCUUGCUAGAGAUGGAGGGGAAGGAAGACGCACAGAAAGUUCUCAAGUGCAUGUACUGUGGGCACUCCUUUGAAUCCCUGCAGGACCUAAGUGUCCACAUGAUUAAGACAAAACACUACCAGAAAGUGCCUCUGAAAGAGCCUGUUACACCAGUGGCCGCUAAGAUUAUUUCCUCGGCUCGAAAGAGAGUCCCCAUGGACCUUGACAUCCCAAGCUCCCCAGACUCUAAUGGAGAAACCACACCCAAACCAACCUCCUUCAAUGACUCCAAUGAUAUACUCCAGAAAGGUACCAAUCCUUACAUCACACCUAACAACCGCUAUGGACACCAGAACGGUGCCAGCUAUGCCUGGCAGUUUGAAUCCAGGAAGUCCCAGAUCCUCAAAUGCAUGGAGUGUGGUAGCUCUCAUGACACACUACAAGAGCUCACUGCUCAUAUGAUGGUGACUGGACACUUUAUCAAAGUCACCAACUCUGCUAUUAAGAAAGGCAAGCCCAUUAUCGAAUCGUCCACCCCAACCCCCAAACCCAAUUUAACAGCUGAAGAAAAGUUCCAGUCCGUUCCCUUGGCUGCCACAACAUUCUCCCCUCCACCUGCUCCAGUUCCUCCUCCAACCAGCAUUUCCCCUAGUGCCAUGGUUGUGGAGAUUAAAAAGGAAGAGAAGGAGGAGGAAUGCACGAAAGAGUCCAUCAUCAACAAUGGUAAUCUAAAGGAGAAAAAGACAGGAUGUGAGGAGGAGGCUGAGGUGAAGUUUGAUAUUUCUUCAAAAUACUCUUAUCUUACUGAGGAAGAUCUGGAGGAAAGUCCAAAAGGUGGUCUUGACAUCCUCAAGUCCUUGGAGAACACAGUCACCUCAGCCAUAAACAAAGCCCAGAAUGGAGCUCCAAGUUGGGGUGGAUAUCCAAGUAUCCAUGCUGCUUACCAGCUGCCAAACAUAAUGAAGCUCUCGCUUGGCAACACUGGGAAGAGCUCUUCCCUCAAAUACAUGUUCCAAGGAGGGGAGAUUCUCUCUCCUACUGGUAAGGUGCAGCCCCUAAUCUCCCCUCCUAGUCGCCAGAACUCCCCUCUACCCAAAAACAACUUCCAUGCGAUGGAGGAACUGGUCAAGAAAGUGUCAGAGAAAGUGGUCAAGGUAGAGCAAAAAAAUAGAGAGCCCAGUGGUGUUGUUAGGGGAUCUCCACUGAGACGUACCACGCCGUCACCCUGCAACAGCGAGACAGGGGACUCAGCACGAGGAGAGUCGCCCAAAGACAAUAGAGUAGGCAGCUGUAAAACUCCAGAGAAUACAAGUGGGGCGGAAAAAGCUGUAGGUGAUGGGAGUGGAGCCAAUCACAGAGAUUCAAAUGGCGAUAUUUCUAUAAAGGAGUCUGUGGAGAAUGGAGUGGAGUACACUGCUGUGACAUCCCCCCUGCCGGCCUCUCUGUGUGGCAGUACAGCUAUCAUCACAGACCAUCCUCCUCCAGAACAGCCAUUCGUCAACCCCCUCAGUGCACUGCAAUCAGUAAUGAACGUCCACCUGGGGAAGGCCGCUAAGCCCGCCCUGCCCUCCCUUGACCCCAUGAGCAUGCUGUUCAAGAUGAGCAACAGUCUGGCAGAGAAAGCAGCAGUGGCUGCUUCCACCGCACCAGCACAGACCAAAAAGACCAGCAAUGACCGCUUAGACCGCUACUUCUACCAGCAACAUCUAAACAACGACCAACCCAUAGACCUAACUAAAGGAAAAAAUGCAGACAAAAACAACAGUGGUGGCUCUUUGAGCUCAACGGCUCUCUCAUCCACCACCACCACUCCGUCUUCAAUUUCUCCCUCCUCCGCUGUCACUAUGACCAAAGCCUCAGCUGCAGUAGCUUCCUUUAUGUCCAGCUCCCCUUUGAGGGAAAACGCAUUGUCAGACAUCUCCGACAUGUUGAGGAACCUGACGGAAAGUCAAGCUGUCUCCAAGUCCUCCACACCGACCAGCCUGUCCGAGCGCUCAGACGUUGAAGGUAUCACUCAAGAGGAAAUAGAGGAUAUUUCUCCAGCCCAGAAACGGAAAGGCCGGCAGUCCAAUUGGAACCCUCAACACCUCCUAAUCUUACAAGCCCAGUUUGCCGCCAGUCUCAGACAAACAAGUGAUGGAAAAUACAUGAUGUCAGACCUGAGCCCACAGGAAAGAAUGCACAUCUCCCGUUUCACUGGCCUCUCAAUGACCACAAUAUCCCACUGGUUGGCUAAUGUCAAGUACCAGCUAAGGAGAACCGGUGGCACCAAGUUCUUGAAGAACUUGGAUUCAGGUCACCCAGUGUUCUUCUGCAGCGACUGCGCCUCUCAGAUCCGCUCACCGUCCACCUACGUCAGCCACUUGGAAUCCCACUUGGGCUUCCGUCUGAGAGACCUGGCCAAGCUUUCUGGGGAGCAGCUGCUCAGCCAGAUUUCGCAACAACAUCAUCAACAACGCUACACCAAAGGACUGUCUGAAAAGCUGCUCUCAAAUCUUAACCCAUCCAGCCACCCUUUACCCUCCUCUCUACCCAUUUCCCUGGCCUCAUCCUUGACCACUUCUCUGCCCUCAACUGAAUCCCCGUCACCCUCUCCCGACGACGACGACAGCGGGGCUGUGUACCAAUGCAAGCUCUGCAACCGGACUUUUGCGAGCAAGCAUGCGGUCAAGCUUCACCUCAGCAAGACUCAUGGAAAGUCCCCCGAGGACCAUCUCAUGUACGUGUGUGAGCCGGAGAAACAGUAGCACCUGCUGGGGACGAUGCUGUGUUCUUUUGUAAUGGCUGACUCUUUCUUGCUCUGUUUCUCUUAAGCUUUUCAAAGACAAUUCUUUUGAAGAAAAGAAAGGAUUAUUAACGUGAUGGAACUGCACAAAGAUGCCAUACAACUACUGUUUUAGGUUUUGGCACAUGGUUUCACAUUUUUUUUGUUGUAGCAGUCAAUGUUUUUUUUCUUUUCUUGCUGAGUAAGAGUCUCACUCUUGCACAAGACACUCAAUUUUAGUGAUCCUGCUUUGACGGGAAUAGAGUAAUUUUUUUUUCUUCGAAUUGUGUCAUUGAGAAAAUAAAGUAUAUGAAGGUUUUAAAAAAAAGAUUCUAAAAUGAAGUGGCGUGUAUUUUGAAACUUGUAUAAAUGAAAUUAAGUUCCUUUAUAUUUUGACAUCACUGGGAUGUGAUAAGCUGCAUGCAUAAAUGAAACUGUUUAGUUAAACAUUUUAUAACUAAAUCUGGGUGCACUUUUCAUGAUUUACUUUUGUUUUUGAUUUUUUAUUCCACUCUUCCGCUCGUUCUCUCUCUCCUUGUUUUGCUUUGUGCUGGAGUCAGCAUUUAGAUUUUAACCCUCUGAGUACGUCAAAGCACUUCUACACCUAAGAUCCAAAAACAAUUGAAUCAAGAUUUGAGAAUGGGAAUUAUUGAAGCUAUUGUGAGAAUUGGAUUAACAAUGUACAUUUUGUCUACAAUGCCUGUUUCUGAGAUUAACAGUAUGUUGAUUCUAAUCUCUAGACAUAAAGAGAUCCUCUAUUCAGAGCAAGGUUUUCAUAUUGAGCUUAAUAUUUGUUUAAGAUAUGUUUGCCAGACUUGACACAAGCAUUGUAGCUGUGUGGUGAAAAAAUAAGAAAAAGAAAUAAAUCUGCAGUCAUUUACUUUGGUCGAUCAGGGACCUAUAUUAAUUCAGGUCUGUGUAAAAUAUGUACAUAAACACAUUAACUAAUUCCUGUCUAAAUUAUGCAUCAUUUUUAUAUUUUUUAAUUUAAACGGAUUGUGACUGGUCUGCUGGUGCACAGUAUAUGAAGACAUGAAUAAAAUUGUUUUGCACAAUAAUUUUCUAAAUGUGUUAUUUAAUGAAACAAUAAGAAAAAAAGAUACUGUAGCAAAAAGAGGUGAAUCUUUUUAUUCCCAACUCGUGCUCAAAGGGUUAAAGACUCUUUUUACCAGACACUACUCUACGCUGUAUGAACACUAAAAAAAGAUAUUACAGGUUGUACAAAAAAGAUGUUAGUUUAUAAAGAUAUUUCACAUGUAAACUGUUAUUUAUAAGCACUCUUGGUUGUUUCAUAUUGUUGAAUGCCUUUUCGAUUGGUCCUAUUUUUUGUUCUGUCUAAUUACUCUGCCACGAUUCCACAUUGCAGCUUUAUCUUUUUGGGACAUGAAAGGUAACCAUGGUUACACUUAUCUCCUGAGUGACAAGUUCUGCUACAAUUUUGGCAGUUCAUCUGCUGAAGUAACUGACAGCUGCCAGGGUAGAGAAAUAAUUAAAAAAAAUAAUCCUUAUGUGUAAAAUAUCGGCAUGUAAACAGCACAGAUACUGUAAUGCAUUCUGUGCCGUGAGUCUUUUUAUUUUGUUUUUUUCGUUUUCUGUUGUUGUUCUUGACAAUGAACCCCCCAUUAUAUGACUUCAUAUAACCUUGUUUUCUACUGCAGCAUUAAAAAAAAGAAACUGUUUUUUGCAA
Molecule: messenger RNA, 5104 nt
Organism: Gasterosteus aculeatus aculeatus (three-spined stickleback)
Lineage: Eukaryota; Metazoa; Chordata; Actinopteri; Perciformes; Gasterosteidae
Source: RefSeq, a predicted model, not a curated record